Molecule: messenger RNA, 957 nt
Organism: Suillus paluster
Lineage: Eukaryota; Fungi; Basidiomycota; Agaricomycetes; Boletales; Suillaceae
Exons: 5
Coding region: 1-957 (318 amino acids)
Source: RefSeq, a predicted model, not a curated record
AUGGAGACAGAUAGUCAACUCGCUGAGACAUCAGCAGCAGGUGCUAAACGCAAAAGAUUGACGACCGAAGCUACAAAGCUCCUGAAGGAUUUUGCCGAGCAUUGUACGUUGGACCCAGAUACAUAUCAAAGACAACACUUGCUCGACCAGGUGCGACGAUUACCGGGGAUGUGGGACAUGCCGAUCAUAAACACUAUAACCACUUGGUUCCAACGCCACCGCGCCGCUGAAAGGAAGAAAUCAACGCAAGACGAUGAUAGCAUACUGUUCCCAAGUUUAUCAUCAGAGAAACUCGAAGUACUAAGGCCAUUGCUGCGUAACAACUCGUCACCCACGAAAGAGAUGAUUGGAAUCUGGGCCAUGUGUAUCAAGGCAGAAUUCGAGGAAGUGAGAAAGUGGGUCUUAUACCAUCAAGCAAAGGUCGCGCCAAGAGAGGCCUCGGAACAGUCCAUGAGUGCAUCACCCACUGCACCGCACCCUCAUCUUCCCACACCCGCAAGGUCACUAUCACCUGUCCGUGUUCGUGGCGUGUCAUUGCCAUUGAUUGCAACAAAGGAGGAGUCUUCCCCAACAGGAUCUCCUUUAUUGGACACAUGGCCAACACACACAGCAGAUGUAUCUCCUACGAGCUUGACACGACAUAUCGCAGUCAGUGCCGACGCAGUUAACACAGACGAGCUUGAUGAACUGCAUCCGCCGUUUACGCGCAUUCCUUCACGAGGAUCCAGACCUUUGUGUGAUGUUCCUGCGACGACAUCAUCUUCAGCAAUGCAAUUGGCAAAAGACAUAAAUCACGUUAUGGCAUCACAUCAUCCAUCACGCAAGCCACCCUCUACACAUGCAGAGUUCGAUGCCAUGUUCAAACCAUACGAAGAGAUGAUGACGCAGUUUAUCCGCAAUGUUGAGAGCGGAAAGUUGCAACAUUUGGGUUGGGAGCCUACCGUUUCGCUGCCCUAA